AUGCUAAUGCAGGUGGAGAAGAAGAAGCUUUUGAGUCAAGCUGACAUCCCAACCAAGUUUGACCCAAUUAAUUAUCUGGGGGAAUAUUUAAUGAGACACAACACUCAUUAUGUCAAAGACCCAGGAAUGUCUGGCUACCAGAGGGUGCUGAAAGAGGUCACAGAAGAACUGAAGGUUCAUGUUCCUGAUACGAUCAGCAACAGGAUAUCCAAGAUGAAGGAGAAAGUGAAGCAGAAGCGAGAACAAAGGGAGUAUAUAAGCACAGUCAAAGUCAAGGUGGCCUCCAUGAGAAAGCAGGCUCUGGAGGAGCAGUUCAACGAAUGGGUUCUCACCCCUAAAGGAAUGAUUCCAAUAGUUGUGUACGUGUCUUCAUACGUUAUGGACUUGAAAAGCGAAGUCUUUGAGGAAUUCCUUAAACACCUGUGCCACCGCGCAGACGAAUUCCAGGAGAUCAUAAUGACUGACAUUCGGAGGCAGAUGUUUGCUGAACUCUUCCUACAGUGCGACAGUGGGAAGGUGAUGGCCUUGGAUCGGCAGAGGACACUGGCCUUGCUGGAAGCGUUCUAUGAUCAAUGCUCUUCCACCACUAGGAGUUUACUUCGAAACCCAAGGCAAUGGCCAUUUGUCGAAUUUGAGGAGAUAGAGUUGACUGAGUUCUGGGGAGACAUGGAUAUUAAGAAGCACAUUUAUGAAGACUUUGAUGCACUGCUCUUAAAGAUGAAUAUGUUAGUUGCUGAAAAACUUGCAGGCAAACUCCCAGAAAACAACGAUCUUCCACAAGAGCAGACAGAGAUCAGUACAGAACAAGAACUUCCAUCAGACUCAGCAGCGGAGCCAGGAACUGCCCCACAACUCACCUCCCAAGAGAAACCCCACAGAGCGUCACUUACAGGACAAGGACAGGACAAAAGGCCUCGCAAAACAUCUGCUUCAAGACAAGGAGGAAGCAGAGGAUCAGCGUCAGAGCAAGGGUCCCGAAAAAGCUCGGCAGUGGAACAAACACAGCAAAGAGGGUCAGUGGCAGAGCAAGGGUCCCGAAGAAGAAGCUCGGGAGUGGAACAAACACAGCAAAGAGGGUCAGUGGCAGAGCAAGGGUCCCGAAAAAGCUCGGCAGUGGAACAAACACAGCAAAGAGGGUCAGUGGCAGAGCAAGGGUCCCGAAGAAGUUCAGCCAUGGAACAAGAGCCACAAACAGGGCAAGACCCAAACAGAGAUUCAGUGCCAGAACAAGAAUCACGCAGAGAAUCAAGCACAGAGGGAGGAUCACAGAGAGGGUCCGUUUCAGAACCUGGACAACGCAGAGCAUCAAUAACAGGACAACGCAGGAAGUCAUCUGUAGAUGACGCUAGUAGUUCUUCAGAAGCAGGGCCGCGCAGAGGAUCAGUGACAGAUCAAGGACAGCGCAGAGGAUCCGGAGGUCAGCGCAAAGGGUCUGCAGGGAGCAAAAUGUCAGCUUCAGAAUAUGGACCACCUCAAGAGUCCAUAACAGAAGAGCCCCUCGUUGAGUCAGAACAAGGACCACAAAUAGGCGCCAUUCAAGAAGAACAGAAUGCAGACUCAGCUCCACAAUUAGAAGAAGGCGGUGCCUCAAACGAAAGUAAAACCUCAGAAUUUGAUAAAAUGGAAUCUCAAGAAAAAGAGCCUUUGGGGCUCAUCAACGAAGAGCAAGUCCCCAUGGAUUCCGAACAGCGUGAAGAAGUUCCUACAUCCAGCAAAAAGGAACAUCCAUCAGGUAGCCCCAAAAAAGACCACCUUUCAGGAACUUCAAAAAGGGAUUCUCAGAAAGACAAAGCCUGUGAACCAAAGCCCCAACAUGUAGAAGGAAAAAAAUGGUCAGGAGAAUUUUUGAUUUGUGACUGGAAGAUGAAGCAUGUCAAAUCUGAAGAUGAGGAACAGGCCAAAUUAAUCUGUGAUGACUCCAGAUUCACAGACCUCCAUGCGACUAUUAGGAAUUUUCAGGCUUACAAGGGGAUCAGAGGGAGGAGUGCCUUCAAUGGAGUCUCCCUCAAUUUGCUGCAGUUUGUACAGCUCCUAGAGACAUUUGUCGGUGAAGACACCUCCUAUAGCGUCAGCAAGAACCUCACCUCCUUUUUUCAGAAGAACUAUUCUGAAACGAAGCAAGAGAAAAUUAAAGCCUUAGAACAGGCCAGACAAAAUUCCUUCCGAGUCCGACGGAAAAUUCUUCUGGAAGCCCUCUUUGAUAAGUGGGACAAUGAUGGCUCGGGCUUCCUGAAUCUGAAUGAAGUUGAUGAGCUGCUGUAUACAUAUAAGGAGGGGAUGGAAAGAGAAUCCAUGAAGAAAGCUAAACUUCACAUAAAAUUUCCAAAGCCGAGCCUCGGUCAUGAAGUCAAACUGUCUUCAAAGCAAUUUCGGAGGUACAUAGAACUGGUCGUAUCUGAACUCAGGGGCAAUGAAGACCAAGUUCUGGAAAGCGUUGUGGAAUUCCUGAUGGGUUCUUUAGAGAGGAGCCACGUUGAGGGUCUAAGGAACUGUGCAAGGCGAAAAUGGCUCCAUCAGAUCCAAUAUGCUGCAGAGACAAGUGGGGUAUCCCUGGAACCGGUGUACACUGAGACCUUCAGGGCCCUCACUCAGGAUGCUGAGGCUCAUGGACAUAAGAAGAUCAGUGCUCACAUUUCCCUCCUAGAGGAAAACGUACUCCUGCCUGAGAGGGGGCGUGUUCUCCUGAGGAAUGUGGCUUGUACUCUAGAUGACGCUCCGUUUGUCCUGAACAAAGUGCUCUACAGGGACAUGAAGGGAAUCAGCUUUACAGUAGUGGAUGAAGGCAAGCCAAUCCAUGUCCCCCAGGUUCAGCACCAUGGAAAUAUCUUCUUCUGGAACAGUGCCCGAAGUAAGAAUGAGCAUAACGGGUCGUUCCUGGCUCUGCCUCUUCAGGAUGCAUAUAUGAGGAUCUUUGGGGUCCUGGCAGUUGACACACUUCGAGAUCCUCAUGAAAUAAACAUCUUCUUACCUCAUGAGAUCAGAUUCUAUCAGGGUGUUGCCAAUGCCUUCAGCACGGCUUAUCACCACGUUCACAGUAGGGAACACAUCCUGCACACUGUGAUUACAGGCAUCAAGUGGCUCUUCAGUAUCACGUCUGGCAUCACCACCAUCACUACAUGCUUCAUUGAACCUAGCUCAGAACAGGAAGACUAUGUUUUGCGCAAUAUGAUGGUUACAGAUCAUCUCGGUCUAGCAGAAAUCCACACAGAUCCCCCGAUUAUCACCAGGAACUCAUGCAUCUUCAGGGACUUCCUCUUUAAAUGCACAGACACUUCCGAAGUUAUUUUGUCUUCUUCCGAUGGAGAAACCCACAUUGCUAUUCCACUUCGCCAGAGAACCCAAGAGGCUAUGGGUGUCCUCGAUGUUAACAUUGGCCGGAGUAGGAUGUUGGUGUAUCAAGAGUAUAAAGAUGUACAGAAAAUGAUGAAAAUGAUCCAGAACGUCUCCUAUGAAAUACUGGGCGAAUUCUCUGGAGAAAUCGAAAAAACUAUGGUUAUAGAGAUGGAAAAGGCAGGAGAGGUGAAGCGGGCAGGGAUUCUUUUCUUCCGAACCAUGCUGCAAGAGCUUCGGGAAUGCCUCCAACUCCUGGAUUCCAUGGACUUUGUGUCACUGCUGCUCUAUGAACACAAACAUCACGUCGACUCGGUUUUUCAAAACAUCAGUCCCCAGGAGGUAGAGGCCAACGUGGCACUUGUACACAACAUCCUGAAAGCAGUUAUCUUGUUCUCUCAGAAGGACAAAGAAUCUUUCAGUGACUUGGAAGAGUGGGAAAGAUGGAAAUUUCACAUUAACAAGUACUUAGUGGAGGAGAUUUGUGUGCUUGAUCCAACUGCUAGCAAUGUGGAAGUUAAUGUACAGCUUAUUACAAGAUAUAUCCAAGAUCAUUCUCGAGUUCAAGUCUGGAAAUUCGGGAACAUUGUCAUUGAACUCCUGUACCACUGGAUCUACACUUGUUUAACUCUCAUAGAACUAAAAAGCCAACAAGAUAUUUCCAUUAUACCUCCAUUGCCCAAGAAGAGUACCACUUCCAUUUAUGCAAUAUCCUCAGAGAGAUCAAUUCGAGAGAAAUUUUAA
Molecule: messenger RNA, 4074 nt
Organism: Grammomys surdaster
Lineage: Eukaryota; Metazoa; Chordata; Mammalia; Rodentia; Muridae
Gene: Efcab5
Product: EF-hand calcium binding domain 5
Exons: 18
Coding region: 1-4074 (1357 amino acids)
Molecular function (GO): calcium ion binding
Source: RefSeq, a predicted model, not a curated record